CCACCUAGUCAUCUCCUCGCGGCAAAGAAGGUUUUCAGUGAGACGAAUCUUAUCAUUAAGUGUGACGUGUCUGGGGCAAAAGGCAAGAUUCAAUCACCGGAAUUUCCGGAAGACCUCACGGGGUUGGACGAAUAUACUCUCCCAUCAUUGGGCUCUGAGGAUUCCUAAGUCUGGUAGCCUAAUAUCCUCACUUCAGCUAGGUGAUAUUGAAUAUGACGGUAACUGGGAUCAUCAUCACGGAGGCAGUUCUCGAAACAUCCUCGAGCCUAUGAGAAUUAUCCUGUGUAU
Molecule: messenger RNA, 288 nt
Organism: Aspergillus neoniger CBS 115656
Lineage: Eukaryota; Fungi; Ascomycota; Eurotiomycetes; Eurotiales; Aspergillaceae
Exons: 2
Source: RefSeq, a predicted model, not a curated record